This is a messenger RNA of Lodderomyces jiufengensis, 1965 nucleotides long. It is a transcript of the gene SEF2, whose product is annotated as Sef2p. Gene Ontology annotation, molecular function: transcription cis-regulatory region binding; zinc ion binding; DNA-binding transcription factor activity, RNA polymerase II-specific. Bases 1 to 1965 code for a protein of 654 amino acids. NCBI's taxonomy places the organism in Eukaryota, Fungi, Ascomycota, Pichiomycetes, Serinales, Debaryomycetaceae. The record is from RefSeq and is a predicted model, not a curated record. Gene Ontology annotation, cellular component: nucleus. The transcript has a single exon. Gene Ontology annotation, biological process: regulation of DNA-templated transcription.
AUGUCACUACAAUCCAAAAAUCGUCUUCGAUUAAUUAUCCCUAAAUUAAAUUCAAAAUCAGAAAAAAUCUUAAAGACAUGUAAAAGAUGUAGACAACAUAAGACAAAAUGUGAUGCAUUUAUAACAAAUCCACAACCAUGUUCUCAUUGUUUUAAAAAAAAUUUAAAUUGUUGUUUGGAAAUUAUAAAUAAACCAACUGGUAGAGUAAAAUCAAUUGAUAUUGUUGAAAAACUAUCAUGUGAAGUACAAGACUUGAGGGAACAAUUAGAUCAUUUAGUUGAGAGAAAAAAUGCACAAGUUGAAUUAUUAAUUGAAAGAGGUAAACAGAUACAACAACAAUCAAAAAUUGAAAUACAAAAAAAGGAAGUACAAAUAAAGGAGAAAACAAAAGUAAUACGAUCUAUAACUCCGCCAGUUUCAAGAAUUCAAUCAUGUUUAAAUACUCCAUAUGCAUCACCAGAAGAAAUACCGACAGAAUUACAAUUACAACUUUCAAUAAAACCUAAUGACCCUUCAAAAUUUAUUAUAUCAUGUAAUACGAAAUACCAACCAAUAAUUUUAUCACACAAACAAGCACAACAAUUAUUUACAAAUUAUGAAAUAAACCUAAACAAAUUCUUACCAAUAUUCCCCGAAUCAUUUUUCCAAUCAAUAAAUUUACAAGAAUUUUACAAAGAAAAUGAAUUAACAUUUUGGUCCAUAAUUUUAGCAUCUUUAUUAAAUCAACAUAAUCAAAAUUCAUCAAAUGAUUAUCAAACUUUGUGUGAGCAUGUAAAACAAUUAGUUGUUGAAAAAUGUUGGUUUCAGACUCCUAGAAAUUUAUACAUCAUAUCUUCUUUAUUGAUAUUAACUACUUGGCCCUUACCUAAUAACAACAGUAAAAUAUCAGAUAAUUUGAGUAUUAAAUAUAUAAGUUUGAUGAAAACAUUGUCAUUACAAUUUGGAUUACAUAAAUUAAAAUUUAUUGAUGAGUUUAGUCACAAGACAAAAUUAAAUUUAAGUCAAGAAGUUAAUCUCAAUAACACUAUUAGAGAAAGAAUAUAUAAAUUUAUAAAUAUAAAUUCAAACUAUUGGUUGAUCAAUUUAGGGUUAUCAAACAAUAACUAUAAUGGAUUUACUCAAGAUUACAUUAUCAACAAGUCAACAAAUAUAGAUAUAUACAACAAUAAAAAUGAAGAAAUUUCAUCAACAGAUCAAUACAUUAAUUCAUUAUUAAAAAUAUCAAUGAUUCAAUCAAAAUUGAACGAGAACAUGAAUAUUUUAAUAGGUGAUAACCUAUUAGAUGAAUCAAUUGUUUUAAAUGACAUACAAAUCAAUACAUCAAAACUUAUAAAUUUUAAUAUGUUUGAAAUUAUAUUAAAUGAUUUAAAUAAAAUACUAAUAGAAAACCAAUCUGAAGAUUAUCAGCUGAUUGAAAUUAAAAAUUUAAUCAAGCUUUCAAUCUUGUAUACAAAUUUACAAUUAUUCGUAUAUUCAAUGUCAAAAUCAAACAUCACAGUAACAGAGUAUAAACAGUACUUGAAUAAAUUAGUCAGUUGUUGUUUUGAAAUUGUUUCUAAAUUUGAAGAGUUUAAUGAAAAAGAAAAUUACUUAAACUUACCAAUCUACUAUAAGUUUCCCAUGGAAUUGACAUUACUAACAUUAUUGAGGGUUUUCAAAUCUCCAUUGAUAUCAACAGAAGAAUCACAUGAAAUAAAAUUGAAUUUCAAUAAAUUAUACACCAUUAUACUCAACAAUGAGAAUUGGAAUUUUUUAAAUUUGAAGUUAUACAAAAUAAUAGAGAAGUUUAACAAGGUUCCGAAGAAUUUCAUUAUUAACCAAUACGACCAAGGUGAAUUUUUUUUGAUCAACAAGAUGAAGAAUUACUUAGUCUCGAGCUUGGUUUACGAAAUGAUCUGGUUAAUUUUCGAAAAUGAGAAACAACAAAAAGAAUCAGUAGAAAAAUCAGAAUCUAUAUUCUUUUAA